AUGCCGAUCGAUUUUCAACUCACAGAAGCACAACGGCAGCAGCAACAAGAUGCUCGCAACUUCGCAACAAAAGUUCUGGGCGGAGCCUUCGCAACAUAUAGCAAGCUUCCGACGCAGUCAGCACGCUUCCAAGCCAUACGACCAUUCUAUCGGCUUGCGACUGCUGGCGGGCUUAUCAAAGGACAGAUUCCUGUAUCUAUGGGAGGCACAAACGAAAGUCUCGUCGAUGCUGCCAUUGCGCUCGAGGAGAUGUAUGCUACGGACGUGAGUGUAACGUUAACGGUUGCAGGAACUGGUCUCGGCUUGACCCCGCUUAUCUUGAGUGGGCAUGAGCGUUUGCAGAAGGAAUGUCUGAAGCCUUUCCUCGAAGCUGGUGAGGAAGGAGAGCCGUUGGCGAGCUUGGUUCACUCGGAGCCGCAGGGGACUGCGAACUGGUUGGAGAAAGGUGGGAAUGGGUUGCAGACUACUGCUGUGAAGGAUGGGGAUGAUUGGGUUGUCAAUGGCGACAAGCUCUGGACGACAAACAGCCCCGGGUGGGACUCGCGUGGCGCAGAUCUCCAGUGCCUCGUUUGUCGGCAGGUCCGUGAAGCUGGCGCGCCUCAGGAUCCCCAUGCCGAUCCGUCCGCAUCAAUCAUCGUCUUCUGCCUGACCCGGGAAACGAUCGCAUCUAACUCUUCCGAAGCCUAUGAAAUUCUCGACGAACCUGAGCUCGCUGGGCAUCCGGCCACAUCUGGCCCUCACACUCGUCUCACAAAUCUCCGGAUCCCCUCAUCUUUCGUGUUAGCGCAAGGCACCGCCGCAGCGCAAGUCAUCGAGCAAUCUUUCACCGCUUCCGCUGCUCUCGUUGCAGCUUUCGCGACCAGCAUCAUGCGGUCUGCAUUCGAUGCGGCUUUGACCUUUGCAAAAGCUGACUCUCGCGGCGGAGCUUUGCCCAUCAUUGAACGACAGAGCGUGGCAGACUUGUUGAUGGAUACAAAAAUGCGCCUCGACACUACAAGAUUAUUGACAUGGAAAGCUUUGCACGCUUUGGAGAAAGGUCCGGGAGACUUUCCUUCGAGACAAGAAUUAUGUCUUGAGGCGAAGAUCUAUGGAAGUGAGAAUGCGGUCAAAUCUGUGGUGGACUGCAUGAAAGUUGUUGGAAUGACUUCGUAUCGCACUGACCAAGCGUUUGCGAGGUUGCUGAAUGAUGCGAUGUGUCUGCCUCUAUUUGACGGAGGUAAUGUUGGUGUGAGGAGGAGGCAGUUUGAGAAGAUUCUCAAGAUGGAGAAUUAUGAGUCGACAUGGGGUUUCUAAUGAACCUGGGCUCGCUCAGGAGGACCCCGUGGGUAAGCUAACUCAGGUUGAUCUGUUCAGCUAAGGCUCUCAAAAGUCAUGCAGGUUUGCGC
This is a messenger RNA of Cercospora beticola, 1385 nucleotides long. Its product is annotated as acyl-CoA dehydrogenase family protein. The record is from RefSeq and is a predicted model, not a curated record. NCBI's taxonomy places the organism in Eukaryota, Fungi, Ascomycota, Dothideomycetes, Mycosphaerellales, Mycosphaerellaceae. Gene Ontology annotation, biological process: fatty acid beta-oxidation using acyl-CoA dehydrogenase; butyrate catabolic process. Gene Ontology annotation, molecular function: flavin adenine dinucleotide binding.